Molecule: messenger RNA, 1644 nt
Organism: Gastrolobium bilobum
Lineage: Eukaryota; Viridiplantae; Streptophyta; Magnoliopsida; Fabales; Fabaceae
Product: methylthioribose-1-phosphate isomerase
Exons: 9
Coding region: 105-1229 (374 amino acids)
Molecular function (GO): S-methyl-5-thioribose-1-phosphate isomerase activity
Source: RefSeq, a predicted model, not a curated record
CGCCUCCUCGCUCUGAGUCUCCGUUGAUUGCAGCAAACAGAGAGUUAAACCGCUUUUUAAAAACUGAACCCUAAAACACUGAAUCUCUUUUGGAAACUGAAUCUAUGGCUUCUGAUUCAAACGAACAUGCAACGAGCAACACGCUUCAGUCCAUAUGCUACAAGCGCGGUUCCCUUCAGCUUCUUGAUCAGAGAAAGCUACCACUAGAUACAAUUUACUUGGAUAUUCGGGAUUCAACAGAUGGCUGGAAUGCCAUACGGGAUAUGGUGGUCCGGGGUGCACCUGCUAUUGCUAUUGCAGCAGCACUCUCUUUGGCUGUGGAGUUGUUCAAUUUAGAUUGUUUUAAUGGGUCACCUGGUGAUGCUGCUUCCUUCCUGCAGAAGAAAUUAGAAUAUCUUGUCUCGAGUCGGCCGACUGCAGUAAACCUAUCAGAUGCUGCUACAAAACUUAAAGAAGUCAUAUCUAAGGCCGCUGCUACCACUUCAGAGGCCAGGAGUGUUUUUCAGGCAUAUGUAGAAGCUGCUGAAAUUAUGCUUGAGGAUGAUGUUGCCUCGAAUAGAGCAAUUGGUUCUAAUGGAGCUAGUUUUAUUCAACAUCAAACAGAGAAAAAGAAGCUUUCUGUUUUGACCCAUUGCAACACUGGAAGUCUUGCCACAGCUGGAUAUGGUACUGCUCUGGGUGUAAUCCGUUCACUUCACAGUGGAGGAGUUUUAGAAAGUGCUUAUUGCACAGAAACACGUCCAUUCAAUCAAGGAUCUAGACUUACUGCCUUUGAGUUGGUGCAUGAAAAAAUACCAGCAACCCUUAUAGCGGAUUCUGCUGCAGCUGCAUUAAUGAAAGCAGGACGUGUGGAUGCUGUUGUUGUUGGGGCAGAUCGUGUUGCGUCAAAUGGUGACACAGCCAACAAAAUUGGAACUUAUAGUGUUGCCUUAUGUGCCAAGUUUCAUAACGUACCUUUUUAUGUGGCUGCACCCCUGACAUCCGUUGAUCUAUCACUUUCUUCUGGACAAGAAAUUGUCAUUGAGGAGAGAUCUCCCAAGGAAUUGUUGAACUCACGUGGAGGACUUGGAGAGCAGGUUGCUGCCUCAGGAAUUGCUGUCUGGAACCCGGCUUUUGAUGUUACACCUGCUAAUCUAAUAUCUGGGAUCAUCACUGAGAAGGGUGUCAUUACGAAGACAUCUACUAGUGAUGCUUUUGACAUAAAAGCUUUCGUGCAGAAAACUAGUUAAGGGCUGAACCACGGAAGGACUUAGUGCCAAUGAUCCAUGGUGGUGGAGUGAGAUUUUUCUCACACGUUAAUCCAUUGUAGAUUUGGUAAGAAUUUGUGUUGAAGGGGACUUGUGACUGGAGGAUCGGCUUGUUCAAUGUAUAUGUAAGUUUCCCUGAAAUUGGGGCCUAGUUAACAAACAGGUGAAUAAGAAAUUGGUGACUCCCAUGCCCUGUAUGGGUAAAAUAGAACGAUGUAGGUUCUUCGAGGGUUUGUUUGGAAUGUGUAAUAAGAUAAGGCGCCAUAGUAAAAAGACUUGAUGGUAUAAGGCCCAGUUAUUUAAGAAAUUAUAAAAAUGUAACAUACGCAGUGUUUGGUGAGACGUCGAAUAAGAUAUUGUAUUAUAUAAGUUAGUAUUAGCAUAUAUUUGGUAGUGU